Didymella exigua CBS 183.55 is the source of this 1193-nucleotide messenger RNA. RefSeq lists its product as uncharacterized. The record is from RefSeq and is a predicted model, not a curated record. The transcript is spliced from 2 exons. Gene Ontology annotation, cellular component: Mis6-Sim4 complex. The coding region runs from base 186 to 932 and encodes 248 amino acids. NCBI's taxonomy places the organism in Eukaryota, Fungi, Ascomycota, Dothideomycetes, Pleosporales, Didymellaceae.
AGACACCGACUACGAUAUCAAGCUUUUACUUUCGCCUCAACACGUCCUCGUUAGACGCCAGAGUUCCAGUCACAUGCUUGACGCGUCACGCUAACUUCCCCACAACGCGUCCGACGCAUCGGCCCAAACUUAGCACCAAACACCAACGUAGCUUCCAGAACUUGAUCAAACGAGUGAUUGCAGCCAUGUCGAAGCAGGGAACCGUUGUAGAGCAGAAGCGGUUCUUCCUGCAAGCAAAGAAACACCACCUCUCGCGCGCAAUCGUACCCUCACAACGCCUUAAGACGAUAGCAGAUGAUGGAGGCAUUGCGCUCAGCGUAGUCAAAGGCGCCCUCGACAAGGUCAACCGCGACCUCAAGCAGCAUUCGCGCAAGGUAUACAGCCGGCAAAUGAUGGACCACAUCGUCACACAGAUCGACGACCUGUACUGGGAGUCCGGCGCGCGGGACAUUGACGAGGACGAAGAUGAAGCGCAACAAGAAGACGCCGACACACUCUGCCGCAACGACAACCUCACCCUCGACGCCAACAUCGCCAAAUUGCCCAUCCUCUGGGACACAUCCGCGGACCGCACGGCCUCUGACGUCUCCCAAGACGACUACACCGCCGCGCUCGCACGCCUACAAGACCUCUCCGCCCAGCGCCUCGCGCUGCAGGCGAAAGUCGCCACAUACGGCACGCUGCUUACGCUUCUCGAACCGUACCGCAAACCCAAGGAGAACAUCCAGCCGAACCUCGUAUGGAGAGAUGCGCCGCUUGCGCCGGAGCUGGCCAAGACGAGGACCCUGGCUAUACGUGUUGCGGGCAGGGUGGGCGAGAGGUUUGGCGAUGUGCAGGUCCCGGCGACUGCUGAGGAGGAAGGAGAUAUUGAUAUGUUGGACUUACAGACGCAGGGGAGGAAGAAACUUGAUGCUGUUCUUGCAGGGUGGUGAUCAGGCUGGGCAAGGACUAUGCUUACCGCGGCGUAGCGGUGUGCUUCCGCUCGGAGAGAAUCUGGGAAGGGGCAGCCAUCAAUGACUGCAGCGCUGGCUCAAAGGCAGUCACGCGUUGGUGUGCACUCGUUUUUAGUUCGACCGGCCCAGGACUCCACGACACGAACUAUCGCUACAUCCAAUAUCGCCAACUAUUGCUACCCUUGUGGCUCACAAUCGCUUCUAGUAGUCAUGCGUCCCGCUCGCAACACAUCGCCGAUG